Didymodactylos carnosus is the source of this 2082-nucleotide messenger RNA. Lineage: Eukaryota; Metazoa; Rotifera; Eurotatoria; Philodinida; Philodinidae. The record is from the annotation of a GenBank genome assembly.
AUGGCAUCCGAAACUAAAAACCACAAAGAAACCGAUUCUGAUGUUAAAGAAAAAACAGAAUUAUGGCUCAAAUGGGAUCAAUGUGAAGCCACAAGAAAAGAGAUCGAGAAUUUAAAGAAUGAAAAUAAAUGGGAUGAUUUGAGUGUUCGUUUGUGUCAUCGUAUUCACUUUGGUACAGCUGGUUUAAGAGCGAAAAUGGGUGGUGGUUUUUCUUUGAUGAAUGAGUUGACGGUUAUUCAAGCAACACAAGGACUUUUACGUUACUUACAACAAGAAUUUAAAGACGAUUUAUCUUCCACAGGCGUUGCGGUUGGAUUUGAUGCAAGACAUAACUCACAUCGAUUUGCUCAACUUGUAGCAGCAUUAUUCGCAAGUGAAAAUAUUCAAUGUUAUUUGUUUACUACUACAGUUCCAACACCAUUCAUUCCAUUUUCUGUUAAGCAUUUGAAUUGUAAAGCUGGUAUCAUGGUAACAGCAUCACAUAAUCCAAAAGAUGAUAAUGGUUACAAAGUAUAUUGGGCAAAUGGUGCUCAGAUCGUUAGUCCACAUGAUUCAAAUAUUGCAAAGUGUAUCGAAGAAAAUUUAGAACCAUGGAAAGAAAAAGCAUGGAAUUUAGACAUUUUAGAAAAGUCAAAUAAAGUGUGUGAUCCAAUGGAAAAGGUUCAGGAAAUUUAUUUUAAACAGCUACGUCGUCUCUGUUAUUUUCCUCAAUUAAAUUCGUCUCCCAAGGCUCCAAAAUUUGUUUAUACCCCUAUUCAUGGUGUCGGUCAACCUUAUGCUGAACAAGCCUUCAAAGUAUUCGAGUUUAAACCGUUCAUCAGUGUUACUGAACAAAAAGAUCCGGAUGCGGAAUUUAGAACUGUUAAAUAUCCAAAUCCUGAAGAGGGUCAAUCAACAUUGCAGCUAGCAGAAGAAACAGCAAAUAAAAAUCAAUGUGAUUUUAUUUUGGCUAAUGAUCCAGAUGCUGAUAGAUUUGCGUUAGCGGAAAGAGAUCCUGUGGGAACAGUGGAAAGUGGAUGGAGAAUAUUAACAGGAAAUCAAUUGGGAGCAUUAUUAGGUUGGUGGCGUUGGUUUACGUGGCGUAAUUCAAAUCCGGAUGUUAAUGUUGAUGAUGUGUACAUGUUAUAUUCGACAGUCUCUUCUCAUAUUUUAAAAUCAAUUGGAGAAGUUGAAGGAUUUCAUAUAAUUGAAACAUUAACAGGAUUUAAAUGGCUUGGAAACAAAUCAGUUGAAUUAAUCAAAGAUAAGAAACAUGUAUUAUUCGGUUUUGAAGAAGCAAUUGGUUUUAUGUGUGAUCCUUACAAUGUGUUGGAUAAAGAUGGUAUAUCAGCGUGUGUUGUUGGUGCUGAAUUAUGUACGUAUUUAAAAUCGAUUAAUCGUACUUUGUAUGAACAAUUAGAUCACAUAUCAACAAUAUACGGCUAUCAUAUUAAUGAAAAUUCUUACGUUUUCUGUUAUAAAACAGAUGUUAUGUUAAAAAUAUUUCAUCGAUUACGACAUUUCGAUCAAGAACAAAGUAACACAGAAAAAACACAAACCGAAAGCAAAGACAAUAAAGAAAAAAUAUCGGCACCAUCGGAUAAAAGUCAAACAACAGAUGCUCAUAAAUCAGAGAGAAAAGAAGAAAGUGUAAUUGUUCAAUAUUCAAAUAAAAUAAAAUCGCAUAUUAGUGUUGAUGAAAAUCAACAAAAAACAGCUAAUGAUGAAGACUAUGUGUAUCCAACAACAUGUGGAAAAUAUAAUGUAAUGGGUAUUCGUGAUUUAACUGUUGGAAUUGAAGUGGAUUUUAGAACAAAAAAAGAUAAAAAGCCAGAAUUACCAUGUUCAUCAGCCACACAAAUGUUAACAUUUUAUUUUGAUAAUGGAUGUGAAAUAACAAUCAGAGCGUCAGGUACUGAACCAAAAAUUAAAUGGUAUUCAGAAAUACGUAAAAAACCGUCGAAUACGAAUGAAAAUCAAUUACAUGAAGAAUUUCGUCAACAAGCUCGAGAAGAAUUACAAGAUUUAUUAAAUACGUGUAUAAAAGAAUUUUUACAACCAGAAAAAAAUGAACUAAUUGAAAGAGAAACAUCAAGAAAAUAA